AUGGGGUCUGGGCACAAGAAACACGAGAGCAGAAACCCCAUUAAGUCUGAAAGGACGUUGGGUGUCUCAGAAGGCUUUUCUGAUGCCUGGGGAUGCAUCUUCCUGACAAAUGGACUCCAGGAAUCAAGGGGAAACACAGGUGCUCCCAAAGACCAGAGCUGCGAUGGCUGGAUGUUGAGCGAGGCUCCUGGGGAAGGGCAUGUCACAGGACAUGUCGUCCAUGUGACAACACCCUACAAAUCAGACACUGUACAUGAUGGUUUUGCUUUCCACCUCUUUUGUAAAAGCAAAAAAUCCUGUCCAGAUUGCUUUCCAUUUGCAAAAGCAGAUGCUAUUGCAAGUCUCUUAAAAGUGAAAUGGAACAAUGAAGCCCCCAAUGUGUCCAGUGUCACUGAAUUUCAGCUGUUAGGAUUCCAGAACCUUCUUGGAUGGCAGACACUGCUCUUUGCCAUCUUCUUGUUCAUCUACUUUCUCACAGUCACAGGAAAUGUUGUUAUUAUUGCAGUGGUGAGCCAGGACCAGCAGCUGCACUCACCCAUGUAUGUAUUUCUCAAACACCUCUCAUUUCUAGAGAUCUGGUAUACAUCCACCAUCGUGCCCCUUCUCCUAGCCAACCUGUUCUCUCACGGCCAAGCCAUCUCCUUCCCUGCCUGUAUGGCACAGCUUUACUUCUUUGUGUUCUUUGGGGCUACUGAGUGCUUUCUUCUGGCCAUGAUGGCCUAUGACCGAUACCUGGCCAUCUGCAGCCCACUCCACUACUCUUUCCUGAUGAGUCCUGAGAUCUGCACCAGGUUGGUGGCAGUCUCCUGGUUGACAGGUGUUGGCACAGGAUUUCUGCCCUGCCUAAUGAUUUCCAAAUUGGAUUUCUGUGGUCCUAAGCAGAUCAGUCAUUUCUUCUGUGAUCUCCCUCCCCUCAUGCAGCUCUCAUGUUCCAAUGUGUAUGUCACCAGGAUGGUCAUCUUCAUCCUGUCAAUUGCAGUGCUGUGCAUUUGCUUUCUUCUUACACUUGUGUCCUAUGUUUUCAUUGUAUCUACCAUACUGAGAAUCCCUUCAGCAUCUGGACGGAUGAAGACCUUUUCCACAUGUGGCUCCCAUUUGGCUGUUGUCACUAUCUACUAUGGGACCAUGAUCUUCAUGUAUGUUCGCCCCAAUGACCACCUGUCACCUGAAAUCAACAAGAUCAUUUCUGUCUUCUACACUGUGGUCACUCCACUCCUGAACCCUGUUAUCUACAGUUUGAGGAACCAAGAAUUCAAAGAGGCUGUUAGAAAAGUCGUGAGAAAAAAGUGCAGUAUCUAUGGAGUAAGAGUGAAGGGGAGUUUCUUUGUUAGCUGCUGGCCCGCCCUUAAAGGGGCAUACACACAGUUGGCGGCCUUCGCUCAGGCGCUCUUGCCCUCCGGUCCCGCCCUGAAGUGGGCGGAGUUUGCGGCCCCCGCGCGGGAGUCCGCUCCUGCGCUCGCCUCGCCGGCCGCCGCGGGCUGCCCCUCCCGGCGGAGGCAGCGCCUGCGUCUGCGCGUCCUGCGCUGGGGCGUCGCCUGUGCGUGGCCGCUGUUUGUGCGGAGGGGCGGCUGCGGGGAUGAGGGCACAGUGCUGUGCGACGGCUCCAGCUCACAAUGA
Messenger RNA from Lontra canadensis (Northern American river otter), 1617 nucleotides. Its product is annotated as olfactory receptor 11L1-like. Gene Ontology annotation, molecular function: olfactory receptor activity; G protein-coupled receptor activity. The transcript is spliced from 4 exons. Gene Ontology annotation, biological process: G protein-coupled receptor signaling pathway. Gene Ontology annotation, cellular component: membrane. The coding region runs from base 1 to 1617 and encodes 538 amino acids. Lineage: Eukaryota; Metazoa; Chordata; Mammalia; Carnivora; Mustelidae. The record is from RefSeq and is a predicted model, not a curated record.